Molecule: messenger RNA, 1641 nt
Organism: Nothoprocta perdicaria
Lineage: Eukaryota; Metazoa; Chordata; Aves; Tinamiformes; Tinamidae
Gene: TGDS
Product: TDP-glucose 4,6-dehydratase
Exons: 12
Coding region: 4-1053 (349 amino acids)
Biological process (GO): nucleotide-sugar metabolic process
Molecular function (GO): dTDP-glucose 4,6-dehydratase activity
Source: RefSeq, a predicted model, not a curated record
GAGAUGAACAGGCCACGUAGCCCUCUGGAAGGAGAGCGGGAUGUUGCACGGAGCAGUGCCUCACAUGUAGUUGUGUCUCUUGUAAAAAACUAUCCGAAUUAUCUGAUUGUAAAUCUAGAUAAGCUCGACUACUGUGCAAGCUUGAAGAAUCUUGAAACCAUCUCCAAAAAGGAAAAUUACAAAUUUAUCCAGGGGGACAUUUGUGAACCUCACUUUAUAAAACAGCUUUUUGAAACUGAGAAAAUUGAUAUAGUCCUUCAUUUUGCAGCCCAAACACAUGUAGAUCUCUCAUUUUGGCAUGCCCUAGAGUUCACCUACGUGAAUGUUUAUGGCACUAAUGUGUUGGUUGCUGCUGCAUAUGAAGCUAAUGUGGAGAAGUUUGUUUAUGCCAGUACAGAUGAAGUGUAUGGAGGUAGCGUUGAUGAGGAAUUUGAUGAAUCUUCACCAAAGCGCCCGACAAAUCCCUAUGCCUCCUCAAAAGCAGCUGCAGAAUGUUUUGUGCAGUCCUACUGGGAAAGGUACCAAUUUCCAGUUGUUAUCACACGGAGCAGUAAUGUUUAUGGACCACACCAAUAUCCAGAAAAAGUUAUUCCAAAGUUUAUCUCUUUGUUGCAACAGAACAGAAAAUGCUGUAUUCAUGGUUCUGGACUUCAGAGAAGGAAUUUCCUUUAUGCAACCGAUGUAGUAGAAGCAUUCCUUACUGUUCUGAAGGAGGGGAAGCCAGGUGAAAUUUAUAACAUUGGAACUAAUUUUGAGAUGUCCAUUGCCCAGCUUGCUAAGGAGCUAAUCCAUUUAAUAAAGAAGACCAGUUCAGAAUCUGAAAUGGAGCGUUGGAUGGACUAUGUCAAAGACAGACCUACAAAUGACCUGAGAUACCCAAUGAAUUCAGAAAAAAUGCACAACUUGGGAUGGAGACCUAAAGUGCCUUGGAAAGAAGGAAUAAAGAAAACAAUUGAAUGGUACAAAGAGAACUUUCACAACUGGAAGAACGCGGAGAAAGCACUGGAGCCCUUUCCUGUGAUGGAGCCGUUUGCACAGCUGAAUAUUCCAUAAGGUGGAGGAGAAGCAGAGGAAUUAUUCUACCUCACAGCAUCUUUUUCUUUUUGAAAUCUGUAAUCAAGUGACCACGCUAAACUUUUUAUCAUAUUAAAGAUAUGUGAACUGUUAYGAGCGGAGAGCUACAGUACCGCAUGGCUUGGGAAGGGCUUUUAGCACUUUAUUGGUUAAUUUUGGCUCUUGGUGCAAUACUAGAUCCCCAUUUUGUAUUGAUUUGUUUUAAAGAAUUGUACAUGAUGAAGAAUUUUUAUAACACUGCAAACUUAUAGCUAAUGUCAAACUGCCUUAUUGAUUUAGAAUAUUAUGAUUUUGACUAGUAUGACUUCCAAUUAYGUUUUUUAUUCUGAAAUCUUUUAUCUAUAUUAGUCUAGUUUUUGCAGUGUAAUAUAUUUGUUUUGCCGUAGUCAUGUGUUCUAUUUUUAAUUAAGGGCCAAAGAAGCUCAAGAGUAUAAUGCAGUUGAUAAAAGCUACAUAUUAAUCCCAGAUGUUUCACAGUUCUUUGUUGGUGCAUUAUUACUUUUUGUAGAUGUCUGGUAAAGACUAUACAUAAUCUAAAUGUCUCUUCCUUUUUCCCUUUGCCUCUCC